Molecule: messenger RNA, 2368 nt
Organism: Acanthoscelides obtectus
Lineage: Eukaryota; Metazoa; Arthropoda; Insecta; Coleoptera; Chrysomelidae
Source: the annotation of a GenBank genome assembly
GUUGGCAGUGUGCGUGGUCUCGUGGCGUGGCGUCGUAGAAUUAUUGCGUGAAUCGACGCGUCUCGCCGCGCGCGUCGCGCAAUCGUUGCGACCUUGACCGUGUCAGCAUCGUGGACCUAAUCAUCAUCGCACCGAGAAAUUCUAUUCGGUCUAUGAUCAUCAUCACGGGACCCUGGAUUGCCAUUGCAACUAUUGGCUUCUAGUUCUCUUUGGCUUUUAAAUCUGCAAACUUUAUUAAGUUUCAGAGUCCACCUGCUCGACGUUAUUUUUUCCAGUCCACCACUGCAAAACUAGCUAUUCAGCUAUACACGAUAUGACAACAUCGCAGCUGGAAAACCGCGGAUAUCGCGCUUCGGUUUGAUAUGUCAGUAGUGUAGGUGCACCUUACCUGCGAUAACGCUUAUCAAAUUGCCGCGUUGUGUCGUGUCCGUGUCGCGACGUGCCGGAUAGUUUCGCAGUUUGCUAUCGGAAACUAGUGUGGAAUAGCUAAGGAAAUAGUGACGAAUAUGAGAGGUAUGCCGAUUAUUGAUGUUCUUAGUUGGCGACAGUGAAGACUGAACCAUCUGCAGUAGAAAAGCGACCCCACAAACCUCAACGCCCCUCACCACCAGUUAAGAAAUCCAAAUCGGGCAGCGUCAGUCCCACCGAGUUCUCUCCAAGCAGCUUCGGAGGAGGUUCCGACUUCAUCCACCCGGACGAUAUUCUACACCACUCUAAUGGCAAGGUGUACAUCAAGGUCAAGUGCAGACUGUGCAACUACAAGUCGGCCUGGGACUCGGAGAUGGCCAAACAUGAGAGAAAGGUGCACAACAUCGACAGAGAGAACCACAAGUCGGUGAUAAAGAAACCGCCUAGGCCUAUUCCUAAUCUUAUACCCAUACCGACUACUGUCGUUAAGCAGAAUCAGAAGACGGAACCGCCCGAGUACCCUAUACUUAAAACCGUCGAGAUACCUGAACCCAGUGAACCCACCAUGAGCCAGAAGGACAUCAACGACAUCUGCGCUAAGUCCACAAACAGCGUUUUGAAAGACUUCGCGUCGCUUUUCGGCUCCGAAGACGUCUUCAAUACGUUCGCGCCUCCCAGAGUACCUGAUCUCAUCCCAUACCCCGCCGGCAUGCAGUCGUCUAAGGGCAAACUGACAGAUGUGUUCAAGCAGAAGAACGCCUCGUUCUUUGAUAGCCUUAGAGAAAAACUGGAACUAGGCAGUAGUUGCAACUUGACCUGCGGCAACUGUGGCCACGAGAGCAAGUGCCUCACAGAGCACGCUAAGCACCAGAAAAGUUGUGGGAAAGAGGCUGGUAGGAGACCCAACGUGGUGCCAUUACAUAACAUUAGUUCUUCUAGAUGUCAGUUCUGUAGACAGAGGUGUAAGAGUAGUACAGAUUUGUAUAAUCACCUGCAGAUAUGCACUGAGGCAAUGAAGUCGCAGAAUUUGAUACCCAAGGAUGAGGAUGAUUCGGAGCAUGAGUUGAAAAUUGAUGAAGAUAAUGAGCAGCUUAAUGAAGAACCUGAGAUAAAGCCGCACCCAAUGGAGAACAAAGUGUUCGUAUGGAACGACAUAAUGGUACCGAUGGACAUCGAAGUGGAUGACUCAAUCUACGAGUACACCGAGGAUAAAGUUGACGACAACGUCUCAUUGGACCUGUCUACCAGGACCCAGUCGCCCAUGGACAGCGAGAGCAGCUUCGUCGGGCAGGAGGUCAGUCAGCCGGUCAGCGGGGUAAGGCACUCUCCUCUGCCCACCAAUGAGAAGAUCCCAACGCAUGGUAAUGAUAUUUCAGUGGCGCAGCACAAGAGGGUCUUCAAAUGUCCGCAUUGCACCUUCUGGGCAUCUACAGCCUCCAGGUUUCACGUGCACAUAGUAGGUCAUCUAAACAAGAAGCCAUUCGAAUGCUCCUUGUGCGCGUACCGAUCGAAUUGGCGAUGGGACAUCACGAAACACAUUAAACUGAAAUCAGUCCGAGAUCCUGCUCACGAAUCAGCUAAAGUGCUGAUGACGGAUGAAACAGGCCGAAGAAACUAUACCAAAUACAACAAGUACCUGACAGAGAUCCCUAUCAGUGGCUGCGGCACAAGGCCAAAACACCACCAACAGCACGACCGUUCCCCCUCCACCAGCGGCGGGCGAAUGGUUGACAUGACUAGGUUAGGGCCACCCACCAUGGUGCCUGUGACCGCUGACAGUACCGCCUUCCUCGCGAACAUCACCGAGAAAAAGAGAGCUGGGGGUGGAGCGGCGAACAAGCAGACGCUCUUCAAAUGCAAGAAGUGCAAUUUCAAUUAUCUAGAAAAUUGUGGUUUCCAAUGCAUAUGCCAGGUUUUAAUCUUUGACCAAUACCUGAAGCCAUAUGAACAGAAUGAAUAA